Molecule: messenger RNA, 540 nt
Organism: Linum tenue
Lineage: Eukaryota; Viridiplantae; Streptophyta; Magnoliopsida; Malpighiales; Linaceae
Source: the annotation of a GenBank genome assembly
AUGCCGAACUCCAGUAGGAGAUUGGAAAAGUAUGCAGAAGACAUCGUAUCCACCCUUCUGUACACGACCCUUCAAUCUGGUGGCAUCAGAUCAACUGCAGUUGACCAUGCCGCGUCCCACAUCGGUAAGGCGAGUGGGCUUCUCUUACUGCUCAGGUCAUUGUCGUGUCAUGCAAGAAAGAGCCGUCAGGGCUCGUAUAUACCAAUCGAGAUGGCGUUGAAACACAAGUUGUUGGUUAAAGAAGGGGGGAGGUCAUACGUUCAAUUCGAUUCACCGGGGGGAAGCUUGAGCGAUGCAGUGUUUGAGAUGGCGUCUGUCGCAAAUGCUCAUCUGGAGAAGGCUCGUCAGCUGGCUGGAACGAUGCCCGUUGAAGCUCGUCUAGUGUUGUUGCCUUCAGUCCUCGCCCAAGUUCUGUUGGAUACUCUGAAGAAAGUAGAGUUUAAUGUCUUCGAGCCAAUGUUGUCUCGUGGGAUUAUAUGCGUGCCACCUAUGUGGUACCAGAUAAAAGUAAAGUGGCAUUCAUGGCGGAGGAAAUACUGA